AUGUCAAUCUUCACUGAUAUGAUUGAGGAUUAUAUGGAGGUUUUCAUGGAUGAUUUCUCAGUUUAUGGGUCUUCAUUCAAAAGCUGUUUGGAUAAUCUCUGUAAGGUGCUAGCAAGGUGUGAAGAGAAGCAUUUGGUACUUAACUGGGAAAAAUGUCAUUUUAUGGUUAGAGAUGGCAUAGUGCUUGGCCACAGGGUUUCAGAAGCUGGAAUAGAAGUUGACCGCGCUAAGAUAGAGGUGAUGACAAGUCUUCAACUACCAGAGAAUGUGAAGGCAGUGAGGAGCUUUCUUGGACAUGCAGGGUUCUAUAGGCCCUUUGAGAGGAUUAAGCAGGAGCUUGUGAGUGCACCUAUUGUUCAGCCACCAGAUUGGGAUCUUCCAUUUGAAAAGAAGGAUGCUAAGCCUAGACUUUUGAGAUGGAUUCUUCUUCUUCAAGAGUUUGACAUUGAAGUGAGGGAUAAGAAGGGGAUAGAGAAUGGUGUUGCUGAUCACUUGUCCAGGAUUAGGAUUGAUGAUGAUGUUCCAAUUCGUGAUUGUCUUCCUGAAGAGCAUGUUUAUUUUGUUGAUACUGGGUUUCGGACUGAUGAUUCCACAAAUUUGUCUUCGGAUGCAUAUUGGUCGAAUGAUAGAGAUUUAGCUGUUGUGGCUAGCUCCAAUCAACCUUGGUAUGCUGAUAUUGCCAAUUAUCUUGCUGCAGAGGUAGAACCUGAUCAAUUCACAGGCUAUCAUAAGAAGAGGUUCUUGAGAGAGCUAAGGAGAUAUUAUUGGGAUGAGCCUUAUCUGUAUAAGCAUUGCAGUGAUGGUGUUUACAGAAGAUGUCUAGCUGAGACAGAAGUUCCUGAUGUUCUUUUUCACUGUCAUGGAUCAGAUUAUGCUGGACACUUUGCUACUUUCAAGACAGUGUCUAAAGUUCUACAAGCUGGGUUUUGGUGGCCAACAAUGUUCAAGGAUGCUAAUGAGUUUGUUUCCAGAUGUGAUGCUUGUCAGCGGAAAGGUCAGAUUAGUAAGAGGCAUGAGAUGCCACAAAACUUUAUCCUUGAGGUUGAAGUUUUUGAUUGCUGGGGCAUUGACUUUAUGGGACCAUUCCCUUCCUCUUACAAGAAUGAAUACAUCUUAGUGGCUGUUGACUAUGUCUCCAAGUGGGUUGAAGCAAUUGCAAGUCCAACCAAUGAUUCUGCUGUGGUUCUUAAGCUGUUUAAGACCAUUAUCUUUCCAAGGUUUGGAGUUCCUAGAAUUGUCAUCAGUGAUGGAGGUAAGCACUUUAUCAAUAAAGUGUUUGAGAAGCUGCUGAAAAAGUAUGGUGUUCAACAUAGAGUGGCUAGUCCAUAUCAUCCUCAGACCAGUGGACAAGUUGAAGUUUCCAACAGGCAGAUUAAGGAGAUUCUAGAGAAAACAGUGGGUGUUACAAGGAAAGAUUGGGCUAUGAAGCUUGAUGAUGCAGUUUGGGCAUAUAGAACUGCUUAUAAAACACCACUUGGGACUACUCCUUUCCAUUUGCUUUAUGGGAAAGCCUGUCAUCUUCCAGUGGAGUUAGAGCACAAAGCAGCCUGGGCAGUUAAGUUGAUGAAUUUUGAUGCCAAGACAGCUUCAGAGAGAAGGUUAGUGCAGUUGAAUGAGUUGGAUGAGCUGAGAUUUCAUGCAUUUGAGAAUUCCAAGCUGUACAAGGAAAGGACCAAGGCUUAUCAUGAUAAGAAGAUCAUCUCCAGACACUUUGAGCCAAAUGACCAGGUACUCCUUUACAAUUCCCGCUUGAAGCUGUUUCCUGGAAAGCUGCGUUCCCGCUGGUCUGGUCCUUUUACUGUUCAAGAAGUCAGACCAUAUGGAGCUAUUGUGCUGUUGAACUCAAAAGGGGAGAAAUUUACUGUUAAUGGCCAAAGGGUGAAACAUUAUUGGGCAAAAGCUGAGAUACCAGACGGACACAUUGUGCGUUUGGAUGAUGCACCCUCUGCCUAA
This is a messenger RNA of Camelina sativa (false flax), 1953 nucleotides long. Lineage: Eukaryota; Viridiplantae; Streptophyta; Magnoliopsida; Brassicales; Brassicaceae. The record is from RefSeq and is a predicted model, not a curated record.